AUUCCUAAUUUUCUUUUUUAAUUGAGGUGACGCGAACGUGUUCAUCAAACAUGUAAGUAUGACGUUGACUAGCAAAAUUGUCAGCCCAUUUGACUCGGAUGAUGGUAGUACUCUCAUUACGAAAUCUAAACAAAAGAAAACAUUGAAAAAAUCUUGUGGAGAUAGUAAUAUUAAGAAGAGGAAAGUCGUUCUGGAUUCAGAUAGCGAAUCGGAAGCUGAGUCUAUAAAAAAGAAAAGACUUAAGAGGUUUUCGUUUGCAUUUGAUUUAGCGGGAGAUAACGAGUUGCAAGAACCCAUUAGAGCGGCGGCGCUGAGAAGUUUUUUAUCGCGGCGUGCGGGUUCGGGCUACAUGUUGCAGAGGGCAGAUCCUGCAAAGACGGGCGACUACUAUGUAGAGCUGCGUGUGUACAACACGAAAGAAGCCGAAAAGCUUGGCUCCGAUCGGUGGAAGCGUUCGCUCGUCACUCUGAAGUCUGCUGUAGAAGACAACAGCCUUACUUGGAAAGCUGUGACAAAGUUAACAGUAGGGGCAAAGGAUGAGUACGCUGCUAUACAGCCAAUUUUAUACCCUGUUAAUGUUUUCUAACUUUGUUUAGGCACCUAUAAUAAAGUAAUUGCGCUGAUAAUAGCUUAAUAUUAAAUGUUAUUGACUUGUAGCACAUUAUUUUCCUAACUUAUGUCUUUUCCUUACAGCAAAGAAAAAAUAAGAAUUAAAAUCUGAAUCUAAAAAACAAAAAGCCAGAUAUUGAAAGUUUAAUUUUAAAAUACCUGAAUGAAGUAAUUAUUUUCAAAAAUUGCAUUUAUUUUUCCUUGCAGCAACGAAAAACUAAGAACUAAAAAUUUGAAUCUAAAACAAAAAGCCAGAUAUUGAAAGUUAGAUUUUUUGAAAUACCUCGAUAAAGUAAUUAUAAUUUAAAUUUGUGAAUCAUUUAUUAUAUUACUGUGCGAUAUACCAUAUUAUUUUCAAAACUGUGUCUCUCCUUACAGCAGCGAAAAAUAAAAAACUAAAAUCUGAAUCUAAAAGAACAAAAAGCUGAAUUGAAACUUGAAUUUUGAAAUACCAAGAAUCUAGACAAAGUAAUUAUUAGAAUUUAAAUCUAUAAGACAAAUAUAAAUAAAGAUUGAAAUACAUAUUUAUAUACAAGUUUUGAGCAGUAUUACACUAAACGUUAAUAAUAGAUAUAUGAUAGAAAAUGAAAUUCUGCCAGGACUGUAAUGCAUAUUCAUCAAAUCAUUCAUCACAUAAGAAGGGUAAUAUACAUAAAAUUAAUUGUUUACUUAGAACUGAGUUUGAUGAUGUUCAGUUAAUAGCUACUGCUUUCAAGAAUAGGAUUGCAAGUUAUAGAGUAAAUCCAGAUUCAAGUGACAUAAUUAUGCCAGAGUUAUUCUUAUCUAGUAUUUCUAGCACUGUUUGCAAUAUAAUUAAAACAUUACUAACCACGCACAAAUCAAUCAAGGUAAACUUUGAAUUAUUUGUGUUGUACAAGCUUCCAGAGAAUGAUGAAAUAUCAUUAAAAAGCUUCAGUACUAAAUAUACGCCUAUAUUACAAAGUAUUGAUUUAAAGUUUCUUUUUGAAGAAUACUCGAAGAAUUUAAUCAGCAAAUGCAUGGAGUUUGAAUUAUCUGAAUCUGGGUGGACAAUUGAGUCAAUUAACUAUUUAGAACUAAAUAUAGCUAAAUAUAAUCCGCUAAGAGCGGGUCAUUUUAUUUCAUUACCAAAAAGUAUUGUCAGAACAAAGUCAUGUCUUAAUAUUCAUAAUACAGACAGUCAGUGAUUCCUUUGGUGUAUCAUAGCACAAAUGUAUCCAGCGAAAUGUAAUCCAAAUCGAGUUACAUCUUAUCCACACUAUUCUAAAGUUUUAAAUGUGUUCGGUAUGUCUUUUCCACCGACGUUUAAAGAUAUAAAACGCUUUGAAAAACAGAAUACAAACAUAAGUGUCAAUAUAUAUGGAUUAGAAAAAAAUAAUACAGUAACAGGACCUUUGUACAAAACAUCACAAAGAAAGUUAAUGCAUGUGAACUUAUUGCUUUUGAAUAAACAAAACAAGACUCAUUUUGUUUUAAUCAAACAUUUUGAAAAUCUCGUACAUAAACAACUUACGAAACACAAAUGUAAAGUUCAUUUAUGUGAUGAAUGUUUUCUUUACUUUGAUUCUGAGACAAAGUUAGAGUCACAUGAUUGUGCUCGCAUGCAAACUAUCUUUCCAGAAACGAAUUCAAAGCUACGAUUUUCUAAUCCAGAAAUGUCUCAAAGAAUUCCAAUUGUUAUUUAUGGUGACUUUGAAAGUUUACUUAGAGAAUAUUUUGACAAAAAUAAAAGUCAACAUGUACAAAAUGUUCAGAUUCAUGAAGCUACUUGUUUUGCUUAUUAUAUAUGCUGUGAAUCCAAUCCCGAAUUGACUGACUUUGUCUCUUAUCGAGGGCCUAAUUGCUCAAAAAAAAUAGUAAAUUAAAUUUAUAAGGAUAUAGAAAGAUUAUAUAAAAUUUUUAAUAUUUCCAAAGACAUGAAUCCGCUUUAUAGUGAAGAGCAGAGCUCUUUUAAUAGUGCAGAAGUGUGUUAUAUUAGUAAAAAAAAUUUUGUUCUUCUGAUUACAAAGUAUAUGAUCAUGACCAUUUCACAGGUAAAUACAGAGGUCCAGCUCAUAAUUCAUGUAAUUUAAACAAAAGAAAAUGUAAUUUUAUUCCUAUUAUAUUUCAUAAUCUUUCUAGAUAUGAUUGCCAUAUAUUUAUAUAAGAACUUGCAAGUGUAUGCGGUCGUAUAAAUUUAAUUCCAAAAAACAAAGAGAAAUUUAUUUCUUUUACAAAGUAUUUUCCAAUCGAUAUGCAGAAGUCAGCGCAAUUAAAAUUUAUAGACUCCUUUAAUUUCCUGAGUUCAAGUUUAGAUCAUUUAGCACAAACUCUAAAUCUGAAGACUUAAAACAUUUGCGAACAUUCUUUCCAGAUGAAAAUUUAUUCCGAUUAUGUCUUAGGAAGGGUAUAUAUUGCUAUGACUAUGUAGAUUUUUGGGAAAAGUAUAAAGAAACUCAGUUACCAGAGCAAUCAAAAUUUUACAAUAAAUUUACAUCAGAAUCUAUAACAAGCGAAGAUUAUAAUCAUGCUUUAACUGUGUGGCAAAAUUUUGGUAUUAAAAACUUAGGUGAAUAUACCGAGUUAUAUCUGAAAUGCGAUGUCUUACUACUUUACGAUGUUUUUGAGAAAUUUAGAUCCAUAAGUUUAAAUUAUUAUGGUGUCAAUCCUUGUCAUUAUGUUUCAUCACCUUCACUAAGUUGGGAUGCUAUGCUAUUGUUGACAAGUAUUGAGUUGGAUUUAAUUACUGAUAUACAAAUUUAUCAAUUUUUAGAAAAUGGUAUAAGAGGAGGGCUAUCUCAAUGCUCGUUAAGGUAUGCAAAAGCUAAUAACAAAUACUUACCAAAUUUUAAUGAAGAAGAUCCAAAUUCUUUCUUAGUUUAUUUAGAUUGUGUAAAUUUGUAUGGUUAUGCUAUGAUGCAGUAACUACCUUAUAAAAAUUUUCGCUUUUUAAAACAUAAAGAAUUAAGAAGUUUUGAUAUUAACUCUAUUAGUUCUAAUAGUAAUAUAGGAUAUAUACACGAAGUUGACAUGCAAUAUUCACGCAAUAUUCAUGAUGAACAUUCUGACUUACCGUUUGCAGCAGAAAAGUUAACAGUUCCAAUAUCAUCAAACAUUAGUAAUAAGAAAUUGGUUGCGAAUCUCUAUGAUAAAUAUAAAUAUGUUAUCCAUUACCGUCAUUUACAAGAAUGCCUAAGAAACGGGCUUGUUUUAUUGAAGAUUCAUAGGAUUUUAGCUUUCAAUCAAAAAGCAUUUUUAGAGCCAUAUAUUUCCCUAAAUACAUCUUUAAGACAAAAUGCUACAUUUGAUUUUGAAAGAAACUUUUUAAAAAAACAAAAAAUUCAAUUUUCGGAAAAACAAUAGAGAACAAAAGAAAACAAGUCGAUGUUAAUAAUAAGUUUGUUACGUUAGUAUGAUUACAUAUUUACCUUUUGUAUAAUUACCAAUGUAUAUGGAGGGUAAAUGCAUGCAAAUCCAUGCAUGCAUCCAUGCGGCAUGCAUGCGGCGGGACUUGCGCAACUUCAAUACAGCUUUUAUUGAAGAAGCGAUCGAGCGGAACCAAGGCUCCAAAGUCUUUGUCAGAGAUCUGUUUGCCAGAAAGAGCCAACUGUCAAGGCUGAAGACAGAGUGUGGCAGUAUCGUUUCCGGGACACCUGACAUUUUGAGUGAGAUUGAGAGGUUCUAUGGGCAGCUGUACACGUCAUCGUUGGAGCCACACGCAAGUGUGAGUAACGAUCCAAGAGCGAGUCUUAUCCGACACUAUUCCGAAGAUAUCCCGGACGUCAGUCUGAGCGAGAUUAGAAUGGCUCUCCAGCACCUUAAAAACGGCAAGUCCCCGGGCGAGGAUGGAAUUACAGCGGAGCUUUUGAAAGCGGGUGGAAAACCGGUAUUUGAAGUCCUUCAGAAGUUCUUUAAUUCCGUUCUCCAUGGUGGCACUACUCCGGAGGCGUGGAGCAGAAGUGCGGUGGUCUUGUUUUUCGAGAAAGGCGACAACGCACUCUUGAAGAACUACAGACCGAUUUCCCUUCUGAGCCGCGUCUACGUGCUGUUUUCGAGAAUCAUUACGAAUCGUCUCGCACGCAGACUCAACGACUUCCAGCCUCCUGAACAAGCCGGUUUCCGAAAAGGCUAUAGUACAUACAUCAUGAUCACAUACAUACACUGCGGCAGAUUGUACAGAAGACAGAAGAGUAUAAUCAGCCACUUUGCCUUGCGUAUGUGGACUAUGAGAAAGCCUUUGAUUCCGUCGAAAUUUGGGCGGUGCUGCAGUCCCCUCAGUGGUGCCAAGUUGACUGUCGGUAUAUCGAAGUGCUGAAGUGUAUGUACAGUAGAGCUACGAUGGCUAUCCGAGUACAGAAUAAGAGUACGUAACCAAUCGAACUGCAGAGAGGUGUAGGACAGGGUGACGUUAUAUCACCGAAACUCUUCACCGCUGCAUUGGAAGAUGUUUUCAAGGUACUGGACUGAAAAGGAUACGGUAUUAACAUCAAUGCCGAGUACAUAACUCACCUUUGAUUUUCCGACGAUAUAGUCCUUAUGGCAGAAUCGCUGGAGGACCUAAGCACUAUGCUCAAUGACCUCAAUAGUGUCUCCCAACGGAUAGGUCUUAAGAUGAACAUGGACAAAACAAAGAUUAUGUUUAAUGUCCAUGUCACACCUAUGCCGGUAGUUGUUGGGAGCACUAAGCUCGAAGUUGUUGACGAGUAUGUUUACCUGGGACAAAUAGUCCGACUAGGUAAGUCCAACUUCGACCGAGAGGUCAAUCGACGGCUUCAACUCGGCUGGCAGCGUUCGGGAAACUACGACACAUCUCGUUAGACAUACCUCAAAACCUGAAAACGAAAUUGUACAACCAGUGCGUGUUGCCAGUGAUGACUUACGGAUCUGAGACGUGGUCCUUCACUGCUGGCCGAAUGAGGAAGCUCAAGGUCGCUCAGCGAGCUAUGGAGAGGGCUAUGCUCGGGAUGUCUCUGCGUGAUAAACUUAGAAAUGAGGAUAUCCGCAGUAGAACCAGAGUGACCGACAUAGCCCAACGAAUUAGUAAGCUGAAGUGGCAGUGGGCUGGCCAUAUAGCUCGAAGAACCAACAACCGAUGGGGAAGAAAGGUUCUCGAGUGGCAGCCUCGUGCCGGUAGGCGAAGUGUAGGGCGAGUCCCCACUAGAUGGAGUGAAGACCUGGUGAGACAUGCAGGAAGUCGAUGGAUGCAGGUGGCUCAGGACCGUGCUUUGUGGCAUUCCUUGGGGGAGGCCCAUGUUCAGCAGUGGACUUGUGAAGGGCUGUAAUGAUGAUGAUGAUGAUGAUGAUGAUGGAGGGUAAAGGUACCUUUACUUACCUUCUAUACAUUGUAUAAGUAUCUUUUGUCUGUAAUAAAUAAUAAAAUUGAGAUUUCCGUAUUACUUUUUGCUGGUUUUUUAUUUUAAUUUAAUAAGUGAGACGUUUAUAGGUUAACUUCUUACACGUCUAUCUAUAUAAAUAAAAUGAUAGAGGCUUGCAUUUGUGCGGGCAUCACGGAAAUACUACUGGAUAGAUUUUAAUUAGUAUUUCUAAGUUUUAUUUCUUAGACACUUGACCCUUACCUAAAAAAAUAUUGCGAUAUCUUUAUUUAAUAUAAAGUUAUUAAAGUUUUAAGAAAGUGAACGAAGUCGGAGGUAUCAGCUAGUUUUCCAAUGAAAAAAUGAUCUGCGUAAACUUGCUACUAAUGAGGCCAAUAAAGAAAACCUCGGAAAAUUAAAAUACCAUACAUUUCUACAUUCAUUUUAAAAGGCCGGCAACGCAUCUGCGAUUCCCCUGGUGUUGCAGUUGUUCAUGGGCGGCGGUAGUCACUUACCAUCAGGUGAGCCGCAUGCUUGUUUGCCCCCAGUCCUAU
Parnassius mnemosyne (clouded apollo) is the source of this 6433-nucleotide messenger RNA. The record is from the annotation of a GenBank genome assembly. Lineage: Eukaryota; Metazoa; Arthropoda; Insecta; Lepidoptera; Papilionidae.